CGCGCCGGCUUGUGUGUUUGUGGUGUGUGUAUGUGUGGGAGCAGGAGGGGAGACUCUGCAGUGUCUUGGCAGCUGCAUUAGUGCAUCUCCCACCGUUCGCGAUGCCUCCACAGCCGAUGCCUGCCUCCUCCGCGUCCACUUGACAACAGAAACCGAUAUGAAGUCGUCGGGAAACUGAGCCGGACGUUAACACUUGCUCGCUGUAUCCCCUGGAGACAGUCGAGGGCGCUUCAUUCACGCACCGAAAGCCAGAGACGAGAAUUUUUAAUGGAAAAUGGCGAUAGGCGAAAGGUCUCGCAGCAUAGUCUGCUUGGUAUCUCUCCAGAUUAUCUUGAUUUUCAGCGCAUCGUGGCCUGGAGCAGAGGGUCUCACAUUCCCACAACAAUACACAAUAAUGCACUGGGCCAGGCGCAUCGAGCAGGAGAUUGACAGAGUCUUUCAGCACAUCACUGGAGCUCAGCAACUGAAAGGGAUAUACAAUGAAGAAAGACGGCGGUUCAGUCUGGUGAAGAACCAGCCUCAUAGGAUUGUGGAGAAGGUGGCCAUGGAUAUAGAAAAAUUACUGGCUAAGAAACGCAAAGCACUGGAUCGGUUAGCCAAUGAAGCUGAGCGGCUCCAGCGAGAACAUUUGUGGCAGGACGGAAUCAAGGAGCUGGACAUGGCUUACUAUGACUCCAAGGCAGAGUUGGAUUAUUAUUCCAUGGAUGGAGAAGGAGAGGUGGAAAAUCCAUCCCACAUCAAGUUGGAGUUUGUGUAUGACCCAAACUUCAAAAAUAACGUCAACUAUUCCUACACAGCUGUUCAGAUUCCCACAGAUAUUUAUAAAGGAGCUCCUGUCAUUUUGAAUGAACUGAACUGGACCCAGGCGCUGGAGAAGGUGUUCAUGGAGAACAGUCGGGAGGAUCCAUCACUGCUCUGGCAAGCGUUUGGGAGUGCGACCGGAGUCACUCGCUACUAUCCAGCAACACCUUGGAAAACUCCAGAUAAAAUUGACCUCUAUGAUGUCAGGAGGAGGCCUUGGUACAUCCAGGGUGCCUCGUCCCCCAAAGACAUGGUCAUUCUUGUUGAUGUGAGUGGCAGUGUCAGUGGGCUCACACUUAAACUAAUUAAAGCUUCUGUAAUGGAAAUGCUGGACACUUUAUCUGAUGAUGACUAUGUCAAUGUGGCCAGGUUUAACGAGAAGGCCGAGGCUGUGGUUCCUUGCUUCAAACAUCUAGUCCAGGCUAAUGUGCGCAAUAAAAAGAUUUUCAAAGAGGCGGUACAGCAGAUGCAGGCUAAAGGCACCACUGACUACAAAUCUGGGUUUCAUUUUGCCUUUAACCAGCUCCUAAAUAGAACAAAUGUCCCACGGGCAAACUGCAAUAAGAUAAUCAUGCUGUUUACUGAUGGAGGAGAGGACAGAGCUCAGGAUGUCUUCAUGCAAUACAACUGGCCCAACAAAACAGUUCGAGUAUUUACUUUUUCUGUGGGUCAACAUAACUAUGAUGUCACACCUUUACAAUGGAUUGCCUGCACAAAUAAAGGUUACUAUUUUGAGAUCCGUUCCAUCUGUGCUAUAAGGAUUAACACCCAGGAGUAUCUUGAUGUGCUGGGACGCCCAAUGGUUCUGGCAGGCAGUGAGGCCAAACAGGUUCAGUGGACCAAUGUUUAUCAGGAUGCGUUGGGUCUUGGUAUGGUUGUUACUGGGACUUUGCCUGUAUUCAACCUCACCAUGGAUGGACACUCACAGAAUCAGCUGAUAUUAGGUGUUAUGGGAGUUGAUGUGCAUCUUGAUGAAAUAAAGCGGUUGACGCCUCGUUACAAUCUUGGUGCUAAUGGAUACAUAUUUGCCAUUGAUCCCAAUGGAUAUCUGCUCCUUCACCCUAAUCUUCAGCCAAAGCUUGUAAACCUCCCUGAACCUGUGACACUGGACUUCCUGGAUGCAGAAGUGGAGGACAGCAAUAAAGAGGAGAUUAGACGGCAAAUGAUCGAUGGAAGACCAGGGGAAAUGCAGAUUAAAACUCUUCUCAAGUCAAUUGAUGAGCAAUACAUUGAUGAAGUAUACAGAGGUUACACCUGGACUCCUAUCAAUGGUACAGAUUACAGUCUUGGUCUGGUAUUACCGCUCUACAAUGAGUACUACAUCCAGGCAGACCUGAGUGAUGUGAUUCUGCAGCUCCAGUAUAUGCAGUCACUGCUGCCCAGCUCCUUUGAAUCAUCAGGACACGUAUUUCUCGCUCCAAGGGAAUACUGCAAGCGUCUGCAGCUUUCUGACAACAACACGCAGUUUUUGCAGAACUUCCUCACCCUCAUGCUGGACAUCUCCCUAGAGCCUGAUGAUUGUGACCAUGGCCUCAUUCAUAACCUUAUCUUGGAUUCUAGGAUUAUUGGGCAGCUUGCCUCCCGUGUGUGGAAGGACAAGGAUCUGAAUGCGUAUGGCUUCCUGGCAGUAUUUGCAUCCACAGAUGGAGGAAUAACGCGAGUUUUCCCUAAUAUAGCUGCUGAGAUGUGGGAUGAGGAUCCCGAACCUUUCAAUUCUAAUUUCUACCGACGGAGCCUCGACAAUAAAGGCUACAUGUUCAGACCUCCAUCCAGAUCCUAUUUUGAUGAUCCUAUUGGAGCAGAAAAUGGCACCAUAGGAAUCCUGGUUAGCUCGGCUGUGGAGGUUAAUUUAGGAGGAAAACUGCUCAAACCUGCAGUGGUUGGAGUGAAGCUGGACCUGGAGGCGUGGGUAGAUAAGUUUAAAAUCCUGGCCAGCAAUGUGUCAGACAGUCGACAGGGCUCACACAAGUGUGGACCAUCCAGGAGUUGUGAGAUGGACUGUGAAGUGAACACAGAUGACCUUCUGUGCUAUCUCAUAGAUGAUGGCGGCUUUCUGGUCAUGUCCAAUCAGAGAGAUCACUGGAAAAAGAUUGGUCUCUUCUUUGGUGAUGUAGAUCCUUACCUGAUGCACGCACUCUACAACAACUCCAUCUUCAAUCGUCGACAGUCCUUCCACUACCAGUCUGCAUGCGAACCAGUAAGCAGCAGCCACACCGGUGCAGCGCCGAGAGGCAUCCAUGUGCCGUCCAUUGCUGACAUCCUUAGCUUGGCCUGGUGGGCGUCCACAGUGGCAUGGUCUGUGAUCCAGCAGCUUCUAUAUGGACUGGCCUACAACAGUUGGCUCUACCAAGAUGAUGUCUUUGCUGAAGGCUUUGAGACAAAAGAAAGCAGCUGUGUGACCAUCCAAAGCCAGUUUUACUUCACAAACACCACAAACUCCUACAAUGUGCUGCAGGACUGUGGGAACUGCUCACGGCUGUUUCACGCCAAGCGGAUAGAAAACACCAACCUGCUCUUUGUGGUGGCAGAGACGCUGCCUUGCAGCUCGUGUGAGAUCGAGAGGCUGACCCAGGUCCGGACAGAGUUUCAGGAGGAAAAUCCAUGUGAAGUGCUGAGUAACGCGCGAUACCGCAAAGGUCCGACGUCCUGCUUUGACUACAGUGCCUUAGAAAACACAUCAGAGUGUGGACGCGGCCAUUCUCUGCAGUCCUCUGUAGGAGUCCUCCUUUUCAUUCAGCUCAGCCUGCCUCUCUUUCAUCUCUUACACGUGAAGACUCUCUGACAUUUUCCAUCUCUUUGGGUUUAGGCUCGGAUCUACUGAAGGUCAAAUCAAACAGCGACUGCCAGAUUCUUCUUUUAUGAUCUACAAACGGCUCUCGGUGCUUUGUGCUGGGAAUGGAAACCUUGGGUCAGCUCUUAGUGUUUUUGCCUUAUUGCUUAUGCAUUUCUUGGUGUUUCAGGGCUUGAGUGUAAAAUAUAGAAAGAGAAUGUGUUGAGUGUGCAUGUAACUUAAACUAGGACAAACAUGUUUGAUCUUUUACAUUUUUCUUUUUUCAUUGUAUUUUCUUUUUCUUUUGGAUUCAGCUACAUUAUCCAUUAAUAGAGUCAUGAGAGUGGAUGGAGCGUUUCACAGUCUGAUUGUGGUUGAUUGUGAUGGUGAAAUUCCAGAAGAUUUGGAGCUCAUUUAUAUAUUUUUUGCUUUUGGUGGAGUACCAGGUUGUGAAGCUACUCUGUUCAAAGUGAAAGGCGUGCAUUUCAACUUAAUUUUUUUUGUAAAUACAACAUUUGCAUUUUGUCCUCCCUCCCAGAAUUGAUUUAUUUAUAUAGAAACACAUUCAAGGCAUUUCAAACACAGGUAAUUAAACAUUCUACACUGGCUGUAAAUAUAAAAAAAGACAAAGAAGAAAAAAGAAUUUGCUGCUGUGUGAGGUUUAGACCUGUAGCUUCUGAGGUGCUGCUUGUGGUAACUUUGCUUUUGUUGGCUAAAUAAUUACUCCUCGGUGCCAGUUUUUGUUUGCAUGUCUGGUCCUAGUAGAUGUCUUUUUAUGUACAGUACAGGAUGCUCCUGCAGCUGCAGCUGCUACAAUGAUGGUAGAUCUGAGCCUUAAGCUCCCAUUCACUCCAGUGUCUUUCAGUCCAUUUUUGACCUUUGCCAAGAGAGUUUUUAGUUUCUUUUUUUUCAUACAUGACAGGACCCUAAAUUACUCCCCCUUGUUCUUUAAAGCACGACUUUAUCUCCUAAAUCUCUAAAUCCGUUUGGAUAUCUGAGAGAACUUGAUGUCUUCUUCUAAAACUGUUUUUCUCAGAGCACUUGGACACAUGAAACAAAAGAUGAGAAAUGCCAGUAUGAUGAAAACACUACUGACUUUUCAUGACACAUAUCAUUAAGGAAGCAUCUGUGUAGUUUCAUUGUGCUACAGCAUUGCUGUCUUUAUUAAAAUGCUUCUACAGAUGCUUGGUAUGAUCUUGAAAUGCUGUUAUCAAAGGAGAUGAAAUCAAACAACAGAUGAUUAGUUUUGUAAAGUAAUUGUGCAUCCUUGUGAACUCCAACAUUUAGUAGCGUGUAACACUGCACAUUGUUUGCAUUAAUGCUACAAUCAUUGGAUACUUUAACCAAGCAGCAAUAUUCAUUUCAUGAUAAAACGAGCAAUUUACACACAGUGUUUUUGAUGUAGUCUACUAGCACAAACAUGCAGACAUCAGUGUGUGACACUUUACACAUCAUUUGUUUGAUGGGAAGCUUGUUGCCCUAUUUUUGUAUCUUGCAUUGUCAGUGUUAGUCAAAUUUGAAUUUAUGCACUUAUGUAUGCUUCUAUAUGAGGAAUGUAGCUUCUGAACAGCUGUUGGUGUUAACAAUAUGUUGUCAGUAUGUUGUGCUCUUUAACCUUCUGUACUGAACAUAAUGAUUCACUGUGGCAGAGUGUUUCUAUGGAAUCUUGUGUACCUGAAUUAUCAGACUUUUAACCACUGCAGUGAGAAAAUUUCUAGUGUUAGAGCAGCAAAAAUAGCACAUAUAGUUUUUUGUUGUUAUCGCUGUAAUGUGGGCUUUUAUGGGUUGGGUUAUUAGGACUAUACCCAACCCCCACUGUGUAGGUUAGAGGAGCUUCAGUAUCUAGCUCAAGGGCACUUCAGACCAUCAGCUUUGCAGCUAGUAGAGGACCAGCUUCACCAUGUGAGCCAUGGCCAUCCCACUUAUGGUUCAUUUGAUUGAAUAAAGUUAAAUGAAUUUUUAAAAACUUACUUUCAUGCAGGUGUAGCUUCGGGUUAGUUAUGAGGGUAAAUGAGAAAAGCUGUGGCCAUGUAUUACUCAACUUGCCCAGUGUCUGUAUUGUUUUCCUGUUUCAAACUCCAUUUAAAACAGCAGAAGUUGUGUCCACAGUUCAGUUAUCACAUCCUCAAAGCCACGAUUUAAUUAUGUAUUCACACGCAGAGCUUACCCGCGGCCACAUUUUAAUAACUGAUGCAAUAAAAUGUUUGCUGGUGUCACCAGACAAUACUCUGUUUUUCUGCACUGAAAAAUGACACAAAUGAUUACCUAUUAUCCAAACUAGCUGCAUAUUAAUUUACUCUCAGUAAGACUCAGUUAGAGGCAAUUUUUUUCAGCUCCACUUAUAUUUCGUGGCAAAACCUACUAGUUUGUACAGAAAUAGACUUCAUUAAGUUCAGCAGGUGUGUAGAGGUUUUAUGACACUUUCAGUAAACAUAAUGUGUUUGAAUAAUGACUUGUGUAUUCAUUAUGUGGCAUUAGUUUGUUUUUCGCAAUAUGUGAAGUUUUGUUAAACUCUGAUUUGAUUUGAACUCUUAAAAACUUAGACUGUCUACACUCCGCACUGUGGUGUUCAGAUAUCUCAGUGGAGUUGAGGUCUGAAGAAAAUGACAGACACUCGAAAUGUGCAGGACACAUGGUUAAAUUCAGAAAUGAGUCUCUCCCACAGUGAAUCAUUCGCUCAUGUCUUUUUGUGUCUCAUUUGAUCUGGCUGCCGAGUAAACUGGGGGACAUUUUUAAAAAGUUUUUCGACAAAAUAUUUGUAAGCUCUGUCUGCCUGGUGUCCCUCCCUGCAGUGCCUUGUUGCACUCGUCAUUUUAAAUAAAAGGAACAUUUGGAUCUCAGAUGUGAACAUUCACCCUGCAGGCUGAAUGAAAGACACACUUGUAUUUUUGAAAGGUUGCAGUGGUCCAGCUCUUUAAGGACUCCUCAGUCAGGGAAUAUGAAAAGACACUUCUUCGUGAACAUUUUAAAGGAGCACAGCUGUGAAAGAGCACUGCCUUCUCAUGGGCAGAGAGCGACAGAAACGAACUUUGCUGCCCUCCUGCUUCGUGUCGUUUACUUCUACUCUGUGGUUCAGGCUUGAAUAAAAGCAUAGACUCUGUUCAUUUUCAUAGAUUUCUACUUCAUCCCAUCUGCAGACUGUUGAAAUAUAUAUUUGGAACCUUUUGGGAACAUGUGCUUCUCAGUUAGGAGUGACUAACAUGGAUGGAUGUUUAUGUACAAUAUACCUACUGUUGUGCAUCUCUUCUGUACCCAAGCAUGGCGGGGACCUGGAGAACAACGACCUCAGCACAAAUAUCAUCUGCUGUAUAACUUUAGGUCAUUUUGCAUUAGCAAACAACAUUGUUGUAAACUGAGGAAAGACAUUUUGAGGAACUGUCCACAGCUUCCAGUAUGAUAUAUUACCACUGCUGAGGUCAGUGUUGUUUUGUUCUUAAUGACUGGUACUUAUUUGCAUGGUAUUUUGAAUUUACAAGUUUGUGUACAUAGUCUGAUGAAUAUUUUACAUUCCUGCCCACAUCUGGCUCUCAAGCUCUGGUCCUUAGGCCCUCUGUGGAUACUGCAGGUGAUGAAGAGGCCACAAAUGAAGCAAAAAUUUGACUUCAGUGAAGCCUACAGUUACUGUCAGUGUUUGCAAUUUAGGUCUUAAGUUUAGAAGUAUGAACAACAUACUGCCUGAUGAAACUUUUCUCAUUUAUUUAGAAAAAUGAGUCUCCAAGUUGCGUAAAAUUUACUGGAAAUUAUUUAUGCAUCUAAAGGCUGAAUAAGAAAUAAGGCGGCAGCAUGUGUGGAGACGGCGAUAUACUAACUAACUUUCUUUAUGAAAAUUUACAUUUCAGUAUUCUUUUCAUUAUCAUGUGUUAUGUUAUAUAUUUGGUUAAUUAUUUAAGUAUUAUGAUGAAUUUUCUUUUCAACAGAAAGGAACUAAAUGUGUUUUAAGCUUGUGAGGGGACAUGAAGCAGCUUACAGGGAAAGAGUAAAACAGACUGAUCUUUAGAUCCUGUAUGUCUGCAUCUUUUAAUUUAACUGAGUAUCAAACUGUAAGAAUGUUUUUGCUGUAACUAUGCUUUUCAUUUUGCUGAUGUUGUUUACUCUGAAAAGUUUUUUCUCUCUGUGCCAGUCUCCAACAGCACCUCAUUUUGUACAGAUAAAGUGAAGCAGUCGGCAGAAGAUGAAGGCUACCUUUGUAAAGAUUUUGUCAGUCUCAUUAUGAAAUGGAUAUUUAAAUGUUUUUAAUCUUUGGUGAUUAAAUGCUAUUGAUAUUUUUCA
Molecule: messenger RNA, 7840 nt
Organism: Melanotaenia boesemani (Boeseman's rainbowfish)
Lineage: Eukaryota; Metazoa; Chordata; Actinopteri; Atheriniformes; Melanotaeniidae
Product: voltage-dependent calcium channel subunit alpha-2/delta-2-like
Exons: 38
Coding region: 275-3583 (1102 amino acids)
Cellular component (GO): voltage-gated calcium channel complex
Molecular function (GO): voltage-gated calcium channel activity
Source: RefSeq, a predicted model, not a curated record